AUGCCAAGAAAGAUAGACCCUUUGGAACUAAUUCUAAAAAAAUCAUCACCUUCCGCUUCUACCGGUAAAAAUGGUGUCAAAAUCAUAGGACCCAUGGUUAGGUAUUCUAAAUUGCCAUUCAGAGCAACAUGUAGACAAUACAAUGUGGAUAUGGUUUAUACACCUAUGAUUUUAGCCAGAGAGUUUGUUAGAAAUGAACAUGCUAGAUUUGUAGAUUUUGCCACCAAUAAGGAAGAUUCGCCACUAAUAGUUCAAGUUGGUUGUAAUAAUAGCACAGAUUUAUUAAGAUUUGUUGAAUUAGUCAAAGAUUAUUGUGAUGGAAUAGGUAUUAAUUGCGGAUGUCCUAUAAGAGAACAAGUUAAUGAAGGGAUUGGUAGUGCUUUGAUUUAUAAUCCAGAAUUAUUGUGUGAAAUGGUUUCUAAUGUAAAAAAUAAGUAUGGGAAUUCUGUUAGGUUGGAAACUAAGAUUAGAAUACAUGAAAAUUGGGACUCAACUGUUGAUUUAUGUAGAAAGUUGUGCAGCGCUGGCGUUGAUUGGAUAACAAUACACGGCAGAACUAGAUACACAAGAACCAGAACUCCGAGUAAUUUAGAUGCUAUUAAAUAUAUAAGGGAAAGGGUACCUAUGUCGUUGCCUAUAAUUGCAAAUGGCGACUGUUUUUCCUCAACAGAUUUUGAUAGAAUUAUGAAAUAUACUAAUGUGCAAGGUGUUAUGGCCGUUAGAGGUGCAUUGAGGAAUCCAGCUAUUUUUACAGGUGUGAAUAAAUGCCCUUGGAGUUGUAUUGAAUGGUUUUGGUAUUAUGCUAUGGAAUAUGGCUUACAUUAUGCACUAUUACAACAUCAUUUGUUUUGCAUGCUAGAAAAUAGUGGGUUGGAUAAAGAUUUAUUAAAAGAACUAAUGGAUUGUAGAAGUUCUUUUGAACUAUUAGAUUGGUUUGAUGAUAAAUUUGUUUUGAAAAGAAAUGGUGAGGUGGGUUUUGGUGAAGGUGUAGAAAUACCAUAUAAGUGA
This is a messenger RNA of Saccharomycodes ludwigii, 1008 nucleotides long. It is a transcript of the gene DUS4, whose product is annotated as tRNA dihydrouridine synthase. Gene Ontology annotation, molecular function: tRNA dihydrouridine synthase activity; flavin adenine dinucleotide binding. Gene Ontology annotation, biological process: tRNA processing. The record is from RefSeq and is a predicted model, not a curated record. The coding region runs from base 1 to 1008 and encodes 335 amino acids. The transcript has a single exon. NCBI's taxonomy places the organism in Eukaryota, Fungi, Ascomycota, Saccharomycetes, Saccharomycodales, Saccharomycodaceae.